GUGAAAUUUCCGGAUGUUUGAAGAAUUGUCUUAGUCACGUAAUCAUGAUCGUGACACAGCGAACACAUCUGAUCUCUCUCGCUUAGUGGCUCGCAAAUAUAAUGGUCUUUCAUUGCGAAAGUAAUGAUCAUGGAUACUAUCAAUAAGCUUCUGCUAACAGCCUCUGAAUUCACAGGUUUCUCCACCGACAAGGUAUAUGUUUAUAAUUAGCUAUUUUAAGUUCCUGACUACUGAGCGAGAACAAUGUUUAGUUUGCAUUACGCACAUAUCAUCUCUCUUACAUUUUCACUAAUUACUUAUCUUCUUUUCUAGAUCAGCUUUCUGUUUUGCAUGUUGUUAUGUGUUCCUCUGGGGCUCGUGUUUCGACUCGUUUUACACCCGAGCAAAGUUUCUACGACGACAAGACGAGUGACUGGUCUUGUUUGGGGGGUCGCCCUUGUCGUUUUCUGUUUCGGAUGGUAAGCAAUUUCCAUGUUGUUCUGUUUAGUGGUCUAAGAUACGAGACGUAAGUAUUCUGAAUCACGAGGAGAGAGCUACGAUAGAGCUAGAAUAGUUUCAAAGAAGACCUUAACAAACAAUAGUCAUUCAAUGGAGUCCUACGGCGUGCGUAACGAGAAUAAUAAAACCUUGGCCAGAUCACAAAGUGAGCAAGUUAAUCUUCAGCGGUAACGACAAAGAUCAAACUGUUCUAAAUCAUACGGAUUAAAAACACACACGACAAUGGCCUUAGUUAUUAAACCUUCCACCCAAUACUUUGGUUCGAAUUCAAAAUAGCAGUCUAUUACUCUCACCAUAGUUAAGUAAUCUUUCAUCAGAGGCGGCUUAAAUAAUUCGGCAUUUGGCUGUUUUUUCUUUCUUUAUUUUGUAUUUCUUUGCAAGAAAUGUCUAUCACCUCGACGCUCAUUCACACGGAAAUGUGUUCAGUAACUGAACAAUCAACAAACAUAAGUAAUGCAUAUUUGCCAAUAUCAUUAACCAAUAUUGUAAAACAGUGUGUAAAACUCAAAGCCGAUAUCUCGCUUCUUCUCUUCCAUCACUCCCCAGUCAUUUUUGCAUUGUUGCGGUAGGGUCAUCAGAUGUUUGCAAAGUAUUCAAAAAACUUUACUAGUACUAGUAAAAACAUUUUUAGCAAAAAACUUUAACAGUGGAAGUUAAAGAAACAAAUUUAUUAAAUUACACAAUGUAUACUAAUAAAUGGAGAAAAGGGCAAAAAAGAAACGACAUUUUGCGAGAAAAUGCAUUUAGUAGUAUUUAAAGACAAUAUACAAUAAAGUACAAUAAUACAAUAACCUUUAUUUAACGUGGUUCUUAGCUAAUUAGCUACUUUACAGACAUGCCAAUAUACUAAGAAAUGGAGAAACGGGCAAAAAAGUAACGACGUUUUAGCGAGAAAAUAGAUUUAUUAGUAUUUAUAUAUAUUAUACUAAUAAAUGGAAAAACGGGCAAAAAAGAAACGACUUUUUAGCGAGAAAAUGUAUUUAUUAGUAUGUAAAUAUAAUAUACUAAUAAAUAAAUGGAAAAACGGGCAAAAAAAUAACGACUUUUUAGCGAGAAAAUGCAUUUAUUGGUAUUUAAAUAUAUUCUACUAAUAAAUGGAAAAACGGGCAAAAAAACGACUUUUUAGCGAGAAAAUGCAUUUAUUAGUAUUUGAAUAAAAUACACUAAUAAAUGGAAAAACGGGCAAAAAAGUAACGACUUUUUAGCGAGAAAAUGCAUUUAUUAGUAUUUGAAUAAAAUAUACUAAUAAAUGGAAAAACGGACAAAAAAGAAAGGACUUUUUAGCGAGAAAAUGCAUUUAUUAGUAUUUGAAUAAAAUAUACUAAUAAAUGGAAAAACGGGCGAAAAAGAAACGACUUUUUAGCGAGAAAAUGCAUUUAUUAGUAUUUAAAUAUAAUAUACUAAUAAAUAAAUGGAAAAACGGGCAAAAAAGAAACGACUUUUUAGCGAGAAAAUGCAUUCAUUAGUAUUUAAAUAAAAUAUAAUACUGAAAGGAAAAGGCAUUUUAGACAGAAAAGGAACGGACAAAACACUUCGAAAGCAGGAGAGAAAGAAAGCUACUUUCUACUGUUAUUCUGUCUCACUUAACAGGAGAUACUUGGUGGAAGCUUCAAUUGGUAAUUUUGUUUUUCCUGUACCCUUUACUUCCUUUUAAAUUAUAGUAUUUUUCCUCUCUAUCUUUCGUGUGUUGCAACCGUAUACAAGGUAAUUUAAUUAUUGUAACUACUCAGCUCGUUUAGUUCUUUUUGCUAUUCUGAGUAGUUUUUUGCCUGUCUCUUUUAAUUCAAGCUGUCCUUGUAAGUUUUAAGUUGGCAAAAUAAAAAGGUUGGUUGGUUGUUGUUGUUGUUGUUGUUGUUGUUAUUCCGGUUGGCGGGAUCUCUAGUCUACCCAGAAGAAAAGCUGUUUUUUCUCAGUCACGCUGUUCGCUUCCACAUUUUCACCUUCCCCGGCCCAGUCCAUUUCAGUGCAGUUACGAAAAUAAAAAGGAGGCUGUUUUUUGGGGGGUGCAUUAGAGAACGGGGUUGAAAGAAAUGUAAAGAGACGUUAAUUGACCUCUUUUAAAAUUGCGUUAUUUCCCAUAAAAGUUACCCUGUAACAACACCCACCCUUUGAAAAUCUCGCUAAAAGGUCAAGCCUUUUUCGCCCAUUCCAUAAUUUACUAGUAUAAUUUACUUAUAUACCAUGAAAUGAAUUUCGCGAAAAGUCAUUUCUUUUUUGUCAAUUUUUCCAUUUAUUAGUAUACAGUAACAUUAAGAAAAUUAAUGAAAAAUAUUUUUCACUGUUAAAGAAUUUUGAAAAAAAUUUUUUUUACCAGUACUAGUAAAGUUUUUUAAAGAUAAAAACUUUGUAAAAAUAUGAAUUCCCUCGCGCUUGUUAAAUCACGAAAAUACAUUUCUUGUCAGUCAGUCUUUCAAGGUUUCCUUGCAUUUCUUUCAUUUGAUUAUUGAAGUAAUUCAUCAGAAAAUUGACAUUCAACAUCAGGCUAAAGACUAUCUAAAUUUCAAAUUAGGGAAACUCAAAGAAAUACAUAGACGUAUUUCAAGAAAGUCAAAUACAGGUGGCCAAAUUCCCUACCAGCAGAGGCCUCUUUUCUCUGGUAUUCGGUGGGCCGGAGGAAAAAAAACGGUAUUCGGCGGGCCGGAGGAAAAAAAAACGGCUGGGUACGGAGCAGACUAUGAAGUUGCAUGUUUCUUCUGUCCUUUGCCGAUUUAUGGCUAUUAUAUGGGUUUCAUUGGAAACGGUUUGUUCUUAGCCGAUUUUGUUUCAACCCUUUUACAUUCGUAGGUUUCAGAAACAGUUAGUUUAGGAAACACUUUCGAAAACACUCGAUUUUCCCCUAUACAAGUCCUUAAAUUUCGAACGUUGGGCCAUCUGUGAUUCAAAUUGAUACCUAGCUCCUUUGCUUGGAUGUUUGAAACAAAAGAAAUAAUUUUGAGCCUCAAGGUUAUUCUCUGAUCGCGAGGGAAGUGUGAAUUUUAAUUUCUCGAAACUGGUCUAUUUGUAUAGGUAAUAGCAUGAUUUGAACGGCGUCGCCUUCUUCAGGCUUUUUUUCCGCAUUGCUUCAUGCUACAGUUUAUGGAUUGCUUACUAAUACGUCUAGCGCUGGGCCAUGGAAUCGGGGACAUCAAGAAAGGGAAUGCUAGCCUGCAUGGCAGGCGCCGGUUAGCUUUUUGCUUACCCGCCUUUAUUGAGCGCGCGAGGGAAACGCGCAAAGGGGAGAGCCCUCCUCUCCUCGUGCGCGGGCGCGUUCUCGAAAUUUCUUCCUCCGCCCCCCAAAAAUCCUGCGCCUGCUAUAAAAACUAGUAGUUAGCUGGCGUAGUAGGCAGUUUUGUUUGUCGGGCGUGCAAAUAAACGGGUAAGACGCUUUUUCCUCGCUGUCUCCUUUUCAUCCUCCGCUUUUUCCUCGCUGGCUCACUCAGCUACGCAGCCACUGAGUGUUCGUCCGGUUCAAUACCAGCGUAAUAACGAGAAGGGCGUAUGGCCGAAUUCAGCUUUAGUUUUUAUCCGUUUUCUGUGAUAUGAAAAUAAGCAAUGGGUGAGAAAUACAGUCUGUUGGUAGUAAGAUGAUAGAGCUAAACGACACAGUUAAAAUGGUCACUUUUCAACGCGUUUCUACUCUUGUCACGGAACAUCGCUCGCAUGUCGACCCUUAGUGAAUCCCUUGAGUGCGUAGAGGUACCUGCAAGUAGUCAAAACUUGCCAAAGUGUAAUAAGGAAACAAACACUAUACCAACUCCGUAAAUUCGAACAGCCAUAUCUCUCCGGAAAUGGCAGCCAUAUAGACAGAGAAAGACAUGCAGGGAGUCAAGCAGAAGUAUUUGAAAGCAAGAUAGUCGGGAUUGCUAUUCCAAACUUUUCAAAGUUAUAUUCGUAUUUCACAAUGAUUCAUGAGACGUUUUUAUCGAGUAAAAUAGCCUUAUUGUUAGCAUUAUAGUUUAAAAUGAACAAGACCAUUUGCAACAAAAGAGUCAAACGCCUGUCUUUAAUGUUUGCAAAGUCCGUAACCUGCGUUCAAGCGUUAUUUUUUUCGGGGAAGCGUGAAUUUCGGCUGGAAACGGAAGAAAGAACGCGUGAUCGCAGGUUACAAAAUCCGUAACAACGUCAUCCGGCCACCUUUUCAACCUUCCCUUGUUUAUGAAUGAAGAAGAUUACAAGAGUGGCUAACCCCUCUUCAAUCAUUUUGCUGCGUUUCAUGCAAAGCAACGCUCUAUACUACAGAGCACGUAUGUUCGUUAAAAGGGUUCUGUUCACUCCCUUAUUAGACAUUUAUUUUUACCUUUAGGGAAAGUUUGAUCCUUUUCGGGCUGAGUGCAGUAUAUUACAUUUUGACGGCUGUUGUAAAUCCUACAGUAGUUCACAGGUAAGUCACGAGGACAGAUGAACUCUUUCGAGAUAUUGGUUGUUUACCAUUUACCACACAUUCCAGGAAAUUGCGGUUGGGAUGCAAAUGGUAAACGUUUUUUUUGGUUCGUCCCACUGGAAAAUUCCCGGGACAAACGGAAAUUCUGAAAAGGUGGUCCCGUUUUCCUCGUUGGGACGUUCCGAAAGGAAAUUCGUUUACCAUUUACAAGUUUCUUGAGUUUCGCACUAGUUUCAUGUUGUAACUAGAAUCCAGUCUAGCGCGGCGCGACAAUCCGGAAAUUUUAGGCAAAUGGUAAGCGACACGUACCGUUCUUACCAACCGAAAAUUCCCCACCAAAAUUUCCGGAAUUUUUUUAUAAAUUGUAAACAAACAUUUUCUAUGACUUCCUUGGGAACCAGAGGUUUUCUUUCUUGCGUUCAGCGAGAUACUUCGGUGUCGGCCGAAGGCCGAAGUCGCGAGCAGCGAAACCGCGAAAAAAUCUUUUAGCACGCGUCAUUAUCAAGACUUGACCGAAACUGGAAACCGCGCAUGAGACGUGUCCAGUACCCAAGAUAUUUUUUGACUUCUUUUAUAAGAAUAACAAGGCAAUAAACCCAGGGUGCUUUCACUUUUCCUUACAAACUAAUCAGUAACCAGUAACCCCAACCAUAGCUAGUAGUUUUUUUUUGUUUAUCUUGUCGGCAGAUAUGUGUUCAUUGCAGCCAUGGGAACGCUCUCUGUUGCACACCUAUACAGACAAAUAACAAACUAUGGCGUACAUGCGGUGGAUUUUUCAGGGUGAGUGACAAACGCGACUAAAAUGUCUUUUACCUGCGUGGCUCCAUUCGCCACUUUAGAAAAGAGAAGUGGACUGGAGCCGAAAUUUGUCUCGCAAUUAUAUCUGGGAUCGUUAUUUGGGACGUACUGGUCAGCGGAUUUUCCCUGUCCCUAGUAACAGUCCCAGAGGUCUUUGCAAAAGAUCAUUCUCCUCAAUUUCGAAAAUCCUUAAAUAACGAUGACCGAGAUCAGGUUUUAUGAGCCCGCGAGACUAAGCACCCCACCCAAACCCUUUUUUUCACUAAAACCGCUGGACGCCACAACCUUGUUGAGGUCAUUGUUAUCUAAGGUCUUCCCUCAAUUUCCUUCUCGUUUCUAAAGUGGGGAAUGGCGUGGAGCCCGGCAUUUGUGAAAUAUUUUGUUAAUGGCUGCUAUUUAUUUUCUAUGUUUUAGACCAUUGAUGUUAAUCGUGCAGAGGGUUAUCUACAUAGCGUACAAUUUACAUGAUGGUAAGUUAAUCUCAAACAAAAAUGUCCUGCGCUAUUUGAUGUCGAUAAUAGCAGGCGAGGAUAAGGUGUUUGGCAUUUUGCACUCGCUCGAAAAAGUACUUUCAACGAUUGAGCGCCGCACCUAUAAAUGCCACAUGACAACAACAAUAGAAAGUAAAACGCGCCGCAAGAAAAAGUAUUUCGUUCUUUCGGUCUUACUGGCCCUCAUAUAAGCACCACACUGGGUGCUAAAACGCGGCGCUCUUUUCGAAUGCUGAAUAGGUAAAAUGUGGUCUGUAAGCCUAUACCAGACGAUACCAGACCAUGUUAAACUGCAGUUUUGCUGUCCUAUGCAGGCUACAAUUCUUCAUACCACUGUUCAAUAUCCCAUAUAUGAGCAAUGAUACCCUUUCGUAGACCAAAAUCCUCAGAUUCCUGUACUCUAUUCCAGACUAAAGCACUUGAAAAUCUUGGAGUUCAGGGAAGCUUUUUCCAUGUCGGUGGUGGUAGUGUUAGAUAAGCCAAUGCUUACUCAAUCUGUUCUCUUAAACAGGCUUUGUGACGGACGAAAACAAACUUACAGAAGAACAAAAGAGAGAAAAACUAAAGUGAGCUACUUUUGAUAUUUGUUCUGUUUGUUUUUUUGUUGUUUGUUGCAUGACCUUUUUAUCAAGAUUGACGUUUAUAUAACCUCACACCAAUUUAUCUUUUAUUUCUAGGAAAGUGCCAUCUUUACUAGAAUACUUCAGCUACAUUUUCCACUACAGCAUGAUUCUAGCUGGACCUCUUUGUACUUUCAAAGAGUUCAAUGAUUUUAUCGAUGGCUCAGAUAUCCGACCUAAGGUAUGAAUCAAACGUUGGUCUAGUUUCUUCUUCCCUCAAACGUUUUUGGUGGGACAGUAACGUACGUUUAGAAUCGCGAUCUAAACCGACGUUUGACAAUUCAUUUCGAUACUCGAUAUCGAUACUAUGACCUCGCCACGCAAGAAUUUCUAAGAGUGCAUUCCUAUAUGGGAAUCUGAGAGUAGAUAGCGGUCCCUUUUUGCGGAAAUAUGAAUCUUUAUUCGUUUCUUUUCAGUCAAAAAUCAAAAAGCUAUUAUUGUUCCAAAUGAUCUACAGUGAAGGUGGAUUCUUUCGAUAAUAUCUAAAAAAAAAACCAGACUCCCAGGAGACAUGAUCCAAGGGUGUUGCUUUAUUCGGAUCCGAGAAGAGGGAAUAUACAGAGCCACCAUAUUUUAAAACUGGGCAGGGAUCCAGCAACAGAUAGAUCUUUGUAAACAGACUAUAAAGACGUACUUCCCGUAAACAAUUUGGUUGGUGCGGAUGCAAAACGCUUUGCAUUACCAUCCUGGUGUGAGUGCCCGAUGCAUGAUUUACAAUGAUUUUUUGGUUUAUUUGGAGUUUUGGCAAAGAAGGGCAGCCUUUGACAUGACCAGGACGUCUAUGAAAGGCAUCGAUCGGGCAAGGCAAAUUCACUGUCGGGUUUUGAUUGGCUACAGGAGUGAACAAUGGGUCCGUCGUACCCGCUUGGGAAUGCCUGCUUUCUAGGUCCAUAAAAGCGCAAGAAAAAGUUUGGCCAAAAUCAGGCCAUCUUGACCUCACCCGUAAGCAAUGACGCAUAUGUUUAGUUCUCAACUUUAUGAUUGUGGAGUACGAUCUAACUUAAUUGUUAGAGCUGUGCAUGUGUAACCAGCUAGCCUGCGUAGCAAGCGUUUCCGCGCGAGUUCGUCGAGAACGUUGGGACGAGAGCAAAAAAAAAAAAAAAGGAAUGACGGGGGAGGGGGAGGGGAGAGAAGGAAACGCUUGCCCGCAAACCCCACGAUUUUGAAAAACUGCGUACGCCCACAAACGCAGUUUUUGAUUGGUGCGGUGCUGGUAGUGUUGACUCGAAACAUCAAUCAAACCAGGUAUGUUUUGUUUACGUGCCUCGCAGACCUGGUUUGAUCGUAUUUGUGGUCGCAGAUUACAAAUGCUUUGGUCUGAUAUUUAUUUGAAUCAUGUUUGUGCGAAGGUUUAUCAGAUCUGAGUCUCUUCGAUCAAAAGUAUAAUUGGAGAUCGAGCACUGGAGACUAGUGAAGGCCAGUUUAUUGGGAAUGACGGCGUGCGUAUCUGACUGGAAAAAAUGGUCUGUUUGUUGGAGAUAACAUCAAAUAAAUCAGAACAUCAAAACUAGACACUAGCUAGCGCCGCCAUGGAAAAGUGAUUGGAAAUUGAGCAGCAUGUACUGAAGAGAACUUUUCGACACUGGCUAGCCUAGGAAAAGAGCCGCUCUGCAAAAAUUAUAGCCGGCGGAGUAAAUUGUUCCGGAUAAAUCAUUUCUUUGCGACGUUUUGAGAAGGGUUCAGAUGAGAAACUGUAAAGAACAAGAAAUUCCGCAGCAAUCGCUUAGAGUUUCAACUUUCUUUUAUCGUAAAGCUUCUUUUUAUUACAGUUUUGCAAUCGCGUGGAGUGUGUUUUAGGGAACAAAGUAAAUUUUUCAAAUCUGGUAACCUAUUAGUUAUCUAUCCUGACGAGCUGUCAAUUUACAAAUGAACCGAACCGUGAAAUAUCCAGGGGUGUUUUCCAGAAUCGUGGGGUUUGCGGGCAAGCGUUUCCUCUUCUCCCCUCUCCCUCCCCCUUCCAUUUUUUUUUGCUCCCGCUUCAACUUUCGCGCCAUACCUCGACUGGAAACGCUUGCUACGCAGGCUAGUAGCCAGCAUGAGUUGUGAUUGAGGAAGCCUUACGAUAUAAGCCCUGUGGUUUGUAUUUAAGGCUUCCUCGCCUCUUUCGUUCUGUAGUGUAUAUUUUUUCUUUCUUUCUUUGUACAUUUUGUGUGGCAAAAUAAAAAUAAAUACAAAUUAAAUACAAAUUAUUGUUCUGCCCCUUAGAGACCUGGAGAAAAAGAGCCUUCACCUUUGGUAAGGAUUGAUAUGUGUUCUACAUUGCUCUUUACGUGUCAGCACACAGACAGGUUUUAACGCUCAGGUCAAGUGUUGUUUUGCUCCGACAGGUGGAUGUCAUUCGGAAGUUAUCAUCAGGUUUUUUGUGCGUCUUUAUCUUAUUCUUUACUGAGGAUGAUUAUCCAAUACCUAGAAAUGCAGGUAAUUAAAAGACCAUUCAGCUAAUUCUAUUGCAUUCAACGUAGUAUGCUCUGUAAUAAUCAUGAGGGUGGGGGGGGGGGGGGGGACGAUCUAAAAUACUAUUGCAAUUGGCCAUUUUUAGAACUGAGAAGGGAACUGGAACCGAAAUGUGUCCCGGCCGCAAUUGUUUCUGGGAUUGUUACUUGGAAAGCGCCGGUCAGCUGUUGGGCAACUUUUCCCGCUGUCUCUAGUUACAGUCCCAGAAGUCUCUGUGAAAGUUGACUUUGGCCAGUUUUUUUACGUUUCUUAACUGACGUCAUAGACGUCACGCAAGACAGUGGCGCGGCAGCCUAGCUGUUUUGGCAUGAGUGCAGAACCCAAGAAAAUGGUGAAAGAGGUCACGGCUAUGUGAAGACGAAAUAGCAAAAUGAACAAAAAAAUUCUAUCUUUUUGCUAAAUGUGCACGUGUAUAUGAAACUUGAAAACAAUGCUAGUGAAUAAUGAGGACGCUCACUUGUAAACACAAAAUCUGAAGGGGAAAAUUGGCUAUAUUUGAGGCCCUAUUUAAAAGCCUUCCCUGUUUUCAAUGUUCUUAAAACUUCCAGGGAAUAUUUCUUGACGAUUGAUCUCGGGAUUGUCGAAUUUAUAGAAAAAUUUAUCGAGCGGUUUUUGGAAAAAUGCGAAAUUAUUAGGCAUGGACCAAAUUACGUCCAAAAACUGUAUCAAAAGCAGCUAAAUGCAAGUUAAUAAAAUUCUUCUUACUCGCGAUCGCCCAGAGCAAUUCCCCUCUUUUUUCGUAUGCGGUUUUCAAUGGAUUCAAACGACUAUGAGAUGAAGCCUCGUUCUCAAAGCUUAUCAUUUUCUUAAAAUAUUAGCCAAUUGUGUAGGCAGCAUGCUAUUUCACUGUUUUUAUUAUUCUUAAAACUACAUUUCAAAAUAUUUCGAAAACGCUCUCAUAGAGUUUGUUCAAACUAUGCCAUAAUGGGGGCAAUUAUAGCAGGUACAUACUCCCUAAAGCGAUUUCUUCAAAAAAUUCCUGAAACAGAGAAACACAAAGAUAAAUGAAAAACGUAAUGACGUCAUUACGUUGCCAUGACGACUCCGAUUGCAAUAAAACCCAGAUCAUUAGAAAUUUUCAUCUUUAUAUAAUACAGUUGUGGUAACCUUUUUUCCAUAUCUUUACUCAUGCCGACGUAGUUAAUGCUCAAAGUUGGGAGGUUCAACCCCAAAAAAUCCAGUCGAGCCACCUUAAUUAUAUUCUACUUUGAUUACGCUGUACAUUAGAUUUAAGGUGUAAAUUUGCUUUUCCUUCUUGCGUUUUUAUCCGCCCCAAUAAAUACGUUAAACACAUCCUGCAUGGACAAUCAAGUAAACUGACAUUUCUCUUUAAUACUUUUUCAAUUCGUAACGACAGAUCCUCAGUUUAUUUCAACUCAGCCUUUCUACUGGAGGGUUAUCUAUGGCUGGAUAAGUGCUACAGUUGCUAAGCUAAGAUAUUACUUCGCUUUUAAAGUUUGUAAGUUGCAUCAGUUUAAUUAUGUUUGUCCUUCUAUUGAGAAGCCUAGCUUAACAACUGACCUCACAACUAUUCCGGGCGUUAGCCUUUCAUCAUGCAGGACGAAUCUAGGAAUUGCGGAUAUAAAAAAUGAAUUUAUAGGGGUAACCCUUAAAUCCCAGUUCGAUGAUACAAGGUUCCCUCUCCGAGGGUCUGGUUGUUGAAACGGUAACUCCCGUCAAGUUAAAGGUUCUCAAAUUGCAUUAGCUUUAAACGUCAUUCUUAGCUCACGCUGUCCUUCAGCCGAGUUGGUCAUCACAAUCAUUAUCAUUUCUUUCAUCGUCAUUAUCAUCCUCAUUAUCACCAUUAUAAUAGUUACCAUUAUCAUCAUCGUUAUCAUUACCAUUUCUCUUUUGUUUCAGCGGAGGCCGUGAAUAAUCUUGCAGGAUUAGGAUUUAAUGGCUUUGACGAGAAUGGAAAAGCCAAGUGGGACCGCAUUACGAAUAUUAACAUUCUUAAAUUUGAGGUAGGUCUUCCUCUUUCCCUGUUCCACUUUUUGCGGUUUUCGGGUUGGCUUCUCUUAGUUUUCGUUUAAGCCUUUUAUCCAGAACAUCGGCCGCUUGACGUUGAUGAUAACAACGUUGGGAUCCCUUUCCCCAACCCCCGCCCCACCCCCCCCCCACCUCCCACCUCGUGCCACAAACCCAGUCGACCAAGCAGGGAGUCUAAAUUGCGCCAAAUCACAGCCCAUGGUUCAUUAAGGCAAAUUCAGCAAGGUCAGUCCGGCAGAAAUCGACCCUCAAGCGCGAUAAAGGCAAACCACAAGGAACCAAUCAACAUUCAUUACUGCAAAUGGUGAGUUAUGUUAAAUUUGCCUUUUGUUUUCUUCCCGUUCGUACAGUUUGCUACAAACAUUAAGAUGGUUUGCGACAACUGGAAUAUAUCUACCGCCCUGUGGUUAAGAAGGUUAGAAAACGUCAAUUCAUUUACGUUGGGCAAAUCCCCAUUGUAUUCUAUACUAGGUAAUAUUUUUGUUCUUUUUCAGAACUGUAUAUGAACGAUGUUCUCGGCACAGGACCCUAGCGGUGUUUAUUACGUCAUCUGUCUGGCAUGGAUUCUAUCCGGGAUACUAUAUGAUGUUUUUGUCGCUUGCACUAUUCAUAGAGGCGGCAAGAAUGGCAAGUAUAUUUUAGCCUGUGAGCAAGCUCUCCAUUUGGGGGAGUCACGUGAAUUCACGCGACAGCCGCACUCGAAAGGAGACGCGCGUUUGGAGUUCGCCGGUCGCCUGCGCGUUCUCUCGUGGCCUGUCUCCAAAGUAGCCGUUAAAAAAACCAUAGGGUACGACCGUUGCUUUUUUUUCUGUUUUCCUCCUUCCCCUUCCAUCUAUUUCUCUUUUUUUUCCUUUCCAUUUCCUGUUGUGCUGGUAUUUUCCCUGUGUGUCGGACCCCAAAAAAGUGCCUUUAAAACUCGCACGGGAUUUUACUGAUUGUUUAUGUUAUGUCGUUUUCAGGGUCGCCGAGUGUUCAGACCUUACUUUCAGAAAUCAUAUGCCAUGGCUUUGACGUAUGACGUGAUCACAUGCAUUGUCACAGUAUUGUCUGUUGCUGAGGGUGGGGUACCCUUUCAACUGCUACAGCUGCGAAUGAGUCUUGAUUAUUGGAGGUAUUUAACAGAGUAAUUAGUUUUCCACGAACAUGCACUUUUUUCCCACCAAGAAAACUGAAUUUGUGAGCGAAUGGCUAUUUCGAGACCGAACGACUUUUCGAGACCCUCUGCUGGUCACUGUAUGUAUGUGAUGUCCUUUUUUGGAAUACUGUGGGUUGCAUUGAUUCUGUUUACCCAAAUGGUUACCCAACCGAGUAGGAGAGGACCCUGGGAACGAGGUUGAUGGUUACCACCUAACGUACUAACCAGCCAGUGCCCGGUUAUUUCAUUCAUUUCGGUCCUCCGCCGGGCCACCUGGUGGGAAAUCAUGGGGUUAUUGGACGUUCGCCUUGUAACCUUCAUCCUCUCCCAGUGUCAUUUUGAAAGGCACGUAAAAGAGUAAAGCAGAACAACCAAAAAGAAAACAAACAAACAAAAUCCUAGAGUAAGCAUUAGCCUCCUUGGCAAGCGCAUAAGAGAUAUGAGUCGCGAAAUAAACUGCAGGAAAGAGGUAGCUUCCUCUCUCCUCCCGCGCAUCCUCCUCCCUUCCUAUAGAAUCCUAGAGCAGGCACUAGCAUGCGCAACAGGCGCAAUGAAAAUGAAAAGGCGCGCGAUAAACGAUACGCCCACGAAAGAACAAGGCACUCAGGGGCGGAUCCAGGGGGAGGGUGCAGGGAGUUCGCACCCCCCCGAGAUGACCUGCAAAAAAACUAUGUGGUUUAUUGGUGUUGAAGUAGAGCAAGAGACGAGUGCACCCCCUCCUACGAAAAAUCCUGGCUCCGCCCCUGGCACUUGAAGAGAGGGGUAGCUUCCUCUCACCUCGAGAACAAUAAUGAGGGAUAGUGAUAAUGGAGAACUCAACCCCCUUCCCCCUAACAAGGUGUCGGUCGUCUCAUGAUCACUCGUGGUGGGCUUACAUUCCAUUCCGCAAAGCUAUUUCGGUGUUUGUACACAAACCUUCCGCUUAUUUCAGACUCAAAUUGAGUCGAUAUUUUUAUUUAUGUCUUGUAGGUCAUUGUACUUUUAUGCGCAUAUUUGGUCUGUGUUCCUUAUCCUAUUUUGUCGCAUGCGCGGUAUGAGGCCAAGACCUACAGAGAAGCAACAGAAAGACGAGCCUACAGUGGAAAUGAAUAAGAACUGGAUAGACAAAUUGGAGCACAAGGGAGGAAGUGCAGAAGUGAACUACACAAAAAGAGUCAAACUUAAUUAACUGCCAAUAAAUGUACUUCGUUCAGUCUUAAAAUACUUUUUAUUAAUCAAAAUUAAA
Porites lobata is the source of this 13570-nucleotide messenger RNA. The record is from the annotation of a GenBank genome assembly. NCBI's taxonomy places the organism in Eukaryota, Metazoa, Cnidaria, Anthozoa, Scleractinia, Poritidae.